Messenger RNA from Macrosiphum euphorbiae (potato aphid), 699 nucleotides. NCBI's taxonomy places the organism in Eukaryota, Metazoa, Arthropoda, Insecta, Hemiptera, Aphididae. The record is from the annotation of a GenBank genome assembly.
AUGGAACUGCAACGGUAUCGGAAACCGAAUAUCAGAACUGACAGCAUUUGUAAAAAUUCACAACGUAAAUAUAAUCCUGCUUGGAGAAACCCACCUCGACCCCAAAACUCAGCUCAAAAUCCCAAAUUUUCAUACUUACCAUACAGAUCGCCAACCACGGCCAAGAACACCUCCAAACGGGGAACCGCAGUGCUUAUCCGUCGUGGCAUUGUACAUCAACCCGUAAAUAUUCAAACCGAACUCGACUCGACCUCGGUUAAUAUAAAACUCGAAAACAACAUCACCCAGGUAACUGCAGUAUACAAAAGCCCAGGCGUUACAGUCAAACCAACAGAUUUAGACGCGCUGACCAACCACGAUGGUCCUCUCAUAAUUGGCGGCGACCUAAAUGCUAAGCACACAGACUGGCAAUGCCCACAACGUAACAAAUCAGGCAAGACCCUUGCACAACAUGCCGAGCGGGUAAACCGAUACUCGGUCGUUGCCUCUGACUCGCCAACUCACUAUCCCUACAUCGCGGCCCAUCGACCAGACAUCCUCGAUAUUUUCCUGCUAGACUUGCCAAACACGCACUACCUCCUAACCAAUCACUGCGAAUUAUCGUCAGACCAUAACCCUCAGAUGCUAAACCUAUCAUCCCGACCUUCAGUGUGCGGGCCACCAUCAGCAAGGAAACGUAUAAAUUGUUUUUCUAUUUAA